Messenger RNA from Corticium candelabrum, 1217 nucleotides. RefSeq names its product sorbitol dehydrogenase-like. Gene Ontology annotation, biological process: D-sorbitol catabolic process. The record is from RefSeq and is a predicted model, not a curated record. Bases 34 to 1089 code for a protein of 351 amino acids. Lineage: Eukaryota; Metazoa; Porifera; Homoscleromorpha; Homosclerophorida; Plakinidae. Gene Ontology annotation, molecular function: L-iditol 2-dehydrogenase (NAD+) activity; zinc ion binding. The transcript is spliced from 8 exons.
GGAUUUUUGUGUUGGUGUCGUGCUGAGGUGGUGAUGGCAUCGAAUCCUUCUGCGGUUCUUUUCAAGACGGACGACUUGAAAGUGGUUGACAGGCCUAUCCCUAAGCCCGCACCAGGCCAGGUUCAAAUUGCUAUGCAUCGUGUUGGUAUAUGUGGGUCUGAUGUCCACUAUUGGACACAUGGUGCUAUUGGUGACUUCAUUGUGCGUGCUCCCAUGGUUAUGGGUCAUGAAUCUGCUGGCAUUGUCAAUGAGGUAGGGGAAGGUGUCACGACAUUGAAAAUUGGUGAUCGUGUGGCCAUUGAGCCUGGAGUUCCAUGCCGACGAUGCGACUAUUGCAAGACUGGCAACUACAAUCUCUGUCCUGACAUGAAAUUUUGUGCCACGCCUCCUGUCGAUGGAUCAUUAGCCAGAUAUUAUGUACAUGAAGCUGAUUUCUGUUUCAAGCUUCCUGAUCAUGUAACAUUAGAAGAGGGAGCUCUGCUUGAGCCUCUCAGUGUGGGCGUUCAUGCUUGUAACCGAGCUGGAGUGAGGAUGGGCAGUAAAGUCCUUGUUUGUGGAGCUGGUCCAAUUGGACUUGUCAAUCUACUUACUGCGAAGUCAUAUGGAGCAUCAAAAGUAGUCAUAACAGAUCUGGACAGUAACAGAUUGCAGAAAGCAAAAGAAAUGGGAGCCGAUUGUUGCAUCCAAGUGAGCAGAGACAUGACAGCGAAAGACAUUGCUGUGAAAGUGAAGGAAUAUCUUGGCGAUCUCGCCACACAGACGAUUGAAUGCACAGGAGCUGAACCAAGUAUUUGUGCUGGAAUAUACUCGACUCGAUCUGGUGGAACGUUAGUUCUGGUCGGUCUUGGCAAACCUGUGGUCAAUAUUCCCAUUGUUGAUGCAUCAGUGAGGGAAGUAGACAUCCGUGGUAUCUUUCGCUACAGAAACUGCUAUCCAACUGCACUCGAGAUGGUUGCCAGUGGAGCUGUCGAUGUGAAGCCUCUUGUUACACAUCACUAUGAGCUGGAACAAACAUUGGAUGCUUUCAAGACAGCAAACAACCCGACCAGUGGAGCCAUCAAGGUCAUGAUCAAGUGCAAUGUGGAAUAACACACUGACGUCCCAGUAUGUGUCGCUAACCGAUUUCAUUGUAUUUGUAGUCAUCACUCACACUUAUAUAUUUGUUUUUGCUGCAAGUAUAUUCAAAUGUCAGUUUGAUAUUAAUCAAUAAUUUUAAA